This is a messenger RNA of Rubroshorea leprosula, 4897 nucleotides long. NCBI's taxonomy places the organism in Eukaryota, Viridiplantae, Streptophyta, Magnoliopsida, Malvales, Dipterocarpaceae. The record is from the annotation of a GenBank genome assembly.
CAAUCGCCGUAAACCCUAGGCGGAGAAAUUCAUCAGAAUCAAAAGAGUAUCCUUACAGAGAUCGGAGGACAUGGAGGAUGACCAACCUAUUGGAGCCGGCGGCCGUCGCCGGGGUCGUGGCGUGGAAGCGGAGAAGCGCGCUGGAGCCCUCGAGCGCCUCAAAGCCCUCCGGCAGGGUGGCCGUCGGUCCUCCUCGGCGACUGGUUAUGAGAUCAAGCUCGAUGAGCCAAUCUACGAACUCAUGGAGGAUGACGAGUACGAAGAGCUCGUGAACAAGCGUCGGAAGGAGGCAGCGGAUUUCAUAGAGACCGACGAUGCAGACGGAGAUCUUGGAUACUGUGAUGAUGGCGGUGAAGAGGACUGGACAAAGGCUGCCCAUUCUCUCUUGUCUGAUGAUGAAUCUGAUGGCGAAGGGUUUUCUUUAAGGAGAAAGAAGGUUGAGAAAAAGGUGAAGGAAAAUAGUAGCAAGCCAAACAAGAGCAGUGCUGAGUUAUCAGCUGCAGCAGCGAUUAUUGGGAAACAAAGGUUGUCUUCAAUGUUUACUUCCUCAUCUUUUAAUAAGAAGAGUAAAGAAACCGAUAAGGUCAAAUGCGAGAGCAUUGUCGAUGAUGUUAUCAAGCAGUUUGCGCCAGAUGAGUCUGAUAGGGAGCGGCGUAGGCGGGGCCAAAUCGGUCACUUGGUUGCUUCCAGGGGCUCAGUGGCGGUUCCCAUGGUGGUUCGCUCUGAUCAGAGUGAGAAUCGGUUAGUUGCGAAUGGGGAUUGUCGUGGAUUUGCGGAGGAGAAUUUGGUGUUGGAAGAAGAGAAAGAGAAGAGUGAUGGAAUAGUUGCAGAAUUUGAUGAUUCUGUUAAGGAAAGUGUAAUAGAGGAGAGAGUGGAGGCUGAUGUUGAAAUAAAGGUGGAGCCAGUGGAGAAGAAAGAGGAGGAGGUUGUACAUAAGCUGAAUGCCAAGAUUUCAAAGGAGGAGAAGGACACAGGUUUGAGUGCAACGGCAGGGUGGAAAGCAGUGAAGAGUGAGGGGAACGGGAAUGUGGGUGUUUUUGUAGAAGGGAAGGAGGGAUAUAAUGGUGAAGGGCAAUCUGAUUUUGAGCUUGAUGCGGAUGGUUCACUACCUUUCUACAUAAUUGAUGCUUAUGAGGAGCAACUGCGUGGUGCUAAUAUUGGUACUGUCUAUCUCUUUGGGAAGGUCAAAGUCGGUAGUGCAUACCAGAGUUGUUGCGUGGUUGUAAAGAACAUGCAGAGAUGUGUUUAUGCAAUUCCAGAUAAUGCUAUAUUUCACAAUGAGGAGAUGCUGAAGCUUGAGAAAGAAGCUGAAGAGUCACAGAUUUCUCCCUCAGAUUUCAGAAGAAAGCUGCAAGAUGUGGCAUCAGGGUUGAAGAAUGAAAUUGCAGAACACUUGUUAAAUUUUAAUGUUUCAAGUUUUAGCAUGGCACCAGUUAAGAGGAAUUAUGCAUUCGAGCGAUCUGACAUACCUGUUGGGGAGAAUUAUGUUCUCAAGAUCAACUAUCCAUUCAAGGACCCACCACUUCCGGCAGAUCUAAAAGGAAAAACUUUCUGUGCUUUACUUGGGACUUACUGCAGUGCUUUGGAGCUUUUCCUUGUUAAGAGGAGGGUGAAAGGACCUUCUUGGUUGUCAAUCUCAAAAUUUUCUAGCUGUCCAGCACCUCAGAGAGUUAGCUGGUGCAAAUUUGAGGUUAUUGUAGAUUCUCCCAAAGACAUAAAGGGCUCAUCGUCCUCAAAGAGCACAUUGGAGAUUCCUCCAGUGGUUGUUUCAGCAAUAAAUUUGAAGACUAUAAUCAAUGAGAAGCAGAAUAUAAAUGAAAUAGUGUCAGCAUCUAUUGUCUGUUGUCGAAGGGCCAAGAUCGACACUCCUAUGCUGGCCUUGGAAUGGAAGAAACCUGGUAUGCUUAGCCAUUUUACUGUUGUCCGCAAACUUGAUGGAGGCAUAUUUCCAUUGGGUUUUUCCAAAGAGGUGACAGAUAGAAAUUCAAAGGCCGGAUCAAAUGUGUUAGUCUCUGAAAGCAGUGAAAGAGCUUUGCUGAACCGGCUGAUGAUUGAAUUACACAAGCUUGACAGCGAUGUUCUUGUAGGACAUAACAUAUCUGGAUUUGAUCUUGAUGUUCUUCUACAUAGAGCCCAGGCUUGCAGGGUGCCAAGCAGCAUGUGGUCAAAAAUUGGCCGUCUCAAGCGUUCCAUUAUGCCUAAGCUUACUAAAGGAAGUACCAUUUUUGGAUCUGGAGCAAGCCCAGGGAUCAUGUCUUGUAUUGCUGGUCGUCUUCUAUGUGAUACAUAUUUGUGUUCCCGUGACCUGUUGAAAGAGGUUAGUUAUUCCCUGACACAACUUGCAAAGACCCAGCUGAAGAAGGACCGCAAGGAGAUUGCUCCACAUGAUAUUCCUAGAAUGUUCCAAGCAUCUGAAGCCCUAAUGGAGCUUAUUGAAUAUGGUGAGACUGAUGCAUGGUUAUCUAUGGAACUCAUGUUUCAUCUUAGUGUUCUUCCCCUUACACGUCAGCUGACAAAUAUCAGUGGUAAUCUCUGGGGAAAAACUCUUCAGGGUGCUAGAGCACAGAGAGUGGAGUAUCUUUUAUUGCAUGCAUUCCAUGCAAAGAAGUAUAUUGUCCCAGACAAGAUUCCUUCUCAUAUGAAGGAAGCAAAAGUUACAAAGCGGAGGGUAAAUCGUGGUGUUGAGGAUGGUCACAUUGAUGAGUUGGAUGCUAAUGAUGCAAAUUUUGAAGAUGAUACUCAUAAUGAACAUGGUAAAAGCAAAAAGGGUCCUGCCUAUGCUGGUGGACUGGUUUUGGAACCAAAAAGAGGUUUGUAUGACAAAUAUAUAUUGCUUCUGGACUUCAACAGCCUUUACCCUUCUAUUAUUCAGGAAUACAAUAUAUGCUUUACGACAGUUGAGAGAUCUCCUGAUGGAUUAGCUAUUUUACCACUUAGUAAAACAAUGGGAAUUCUACCUGAGUUGCUCAAAAAUUUGGUUCAGAGAAGGAGAAUGGUUAAGUCAUGGAUGAAGACUGCAGCCGGUAUCAAAAUUCAGCAGCUUGACAUUCAGCAGCAAGCAUUAAAGCUCACUGCAAAUAGUAUGUAUGGAUGCCUUGGGUUUUCCAAUUCAAGAUUUUAUGCAAAGCCUCUUGCAGAGCUUAUAACACAACAAGGAAGGGAGAUUCUACAAAGUACAGUUGAUCUUGUUCAGAAUAAUUUGAAUUUUGAGGUAAUUUAUGGUGAUACAGAUUCAAUUAUGAUUUACAGUGGAAAAGAUGAUAUUGCAGAAGCCAAAAAGAUUGCAGGACAAGUCAUCCAGGAGGUUAACAAGAAGUAUAGGUGCUUAGAAAUUGAUCUUGAUGGCUUGUACAAGAGAAUGUUGCUUCUCAAGAAGAAGAAAUAUGCAGCUGUCAAGGUGCAGUUCAAGGAUGGUAAACUAGAAGAGGUCAUUGAACGUAAAGGUCUUGAUAUGGUUCGACGUGACUGGAGCUUACUAUCAAAGGAAUUGGGAGACUUCUGCCUCUGCCAAAUCUUGUCAGGAGGGUCUUGUGAUGAUGUUGUUGAAUCAAUACACAAUAAACUCAUGAAGGUGCAGGAAGAAAUGAGGAAUGGACAAGUGGAACUUGAGAAAUAUGUCAUCACAAAGACAUUAACUAAGCCACCAGAAGCCUAUCCAGAUGCUAAGAAUCAGCCACAUGUUCAAGUGGCUCUGAGAUUGAAGCAAAGUGGCUAUUCUAGUGGUUGCUCGGCUGGUGAUACAGUGCCAUAUAUAAUUUGCUGUGAGCAGGGAAGUGGUACGAGUAAUUCAACAGGGAUUGCCCAGCGUGCCCGGCAUCCUGAUGAGUUAAAAAGAGAUGAGGGUAAAUGGAUGAUUGACAUUGACUAUUACUUGUCACAGCAGAUACAUCCUGUGGUAUCUCGUUUGUGUGCUUCAAUAGAAGGUACAAGCCCCGAGCGUUUGGCUGAUUGUUUAGGACUUGACUCAUCCAAGUAUCAAAGAAAAUCAAGUGAGGCUGAUGGCAAAUACUCUUCUACUGCACUCUCUUUUGCUUUAGAUGAUGAAGAGAGAUAUCGGGGUUGUCAGCCACUAACUCUGUCAUGUCCCAGUUGUUCCCAUACUUUUGACUGUCCUUCUGUUUUCAAUUCCAUCUACACGUCAAUCAGUGAAAAGUCAACACAACUUACAAACGAGGAACCUACCUUCAAUUUUUGGCAUAGGCUGCGUUGCCCUAACUGCCCAGAAGAAGGUGAUGUAGGUAGAAUGUCUCCCGGCAUGAUAUCAAACCAGGUCAAAAGGCAAGCAGAUGGAUUUGUUUCAUUGUACUAUAAGGGCAUAAUGAUGUGUGAUGAUGAAAGCUGUAACCACACCACUCGCAGUCUCAACUUGCGAUUGCUUGGUGAUUCUGAAAAAGGAACAGUUUGUCCAAACUAUCCCCGCUGCAAUGGCCGUCUAGUAAGAAAGUACACAGAAGCAGAUCUAUACAAGCAACUUGCAUAUUUCUGCCAUUUAUUGGAUACAGUGCGCUGCUUAGAAAAGGGGUUGCAGAUGGAGACUACUGCUAGGGUACAUAUUGAGAAGGAAUUGGCUAGGAUUCGGCCUGUGGUUGAUUCAGUUGCAUCUACAGUUCAAAGGAUACGGGACCGGUGUGCUUAUGGCUGGGUACUGAUGAAGGACCUCUUUGUUACAGUUUGACUCGUUGAUGCGUUCCUUUCAUGUAGAUUUAGAUGUAAAUAUAUGUAUAGCUUCUUUCCUUUUUGUUGAGCAUUUUUUUAUCAUUCAACAGAUGAAUGGGAUUUAAUUGAUGUGUCUAAAUAUCUAAUAUGCUGAUCAUUUUCAAGUGAUUAUUACAUCAGAUUUUAGUACUCUUUCCUUUCAAGUCAUUUUUUACAGUAGUAAUAAUUUUGAAUUUGGGAU